ACUUACACGUUAGCGCAUCAUCGCGCGCAAGACCUCUCUCAGCAGCACGACCGCCAGUUCAUUCCGCUGCACUCCCUCUCCUUCACGAUUCUAGCCCAGUCUGAUAUGUCUGCUCAGGAUGCGACUGUAGACAUCCGCAUUGAGCUCCCCACGUACUCCCGCUCUUUCACCGUGCACGCCGGACCAUCCUCGACGAUCCGCGAUGUCAAGCACGAGAUAACCAAGGUCUGUCCUGGCAGCCCUGGGGCGGAUGGCCAGCGGCUUAUCCACAAGGGGCGCUUUGUCAAUGACCACGAGCUCGUGGGGGAGAUAUGGAAGAAGCAGGAUGAGGUGCAUGUUCUCCACCUCUCCGUACAUCCGUCGGCGUGGACAGGUGGGAUGCCCACAGUAGCGUCGUCUUCGUCGCCAGCUGUCACAGCCCCGUCUGCGGUACCUUUGUCCACGCCGCCUGUUCCACCGGUCUCAGUUCCUUUCUCAUACGCGACGCCGGUGGCACCUCCAUCCGUGGCCGCUCCAUCUAUGCUGGCUUAUACAACGCUGGGUUACGUCUACUACAAGCAUGCGUCCGCCUUGUCUGUGCUCAUCAACGGGACGGACCGUAUCGAGGGUGCCAACCUGGGUGACGCUGAGCGAUGGCGCGCACCCGGAGGUUUGAAGUACGAGCGGACAACAGCCGAUGGACUACCCUGCCUUUCGCUUACCAACCCCGGCGAGGAGCCUACACCUAUCCAAGUACAAGCCCUCAAGGUCCUCUCUCUGACAUUCACAAUACUGUCUGCUCUGGGUCCAUUCGCGGCACCUUACUAUCCUACCGCCCCCACCAGCGUUGCCCAAACCAUCGCGACCACCAACCUCAACGAGCACCUCCAGCGGCUCGGUCUACCCGCUCUGCGCCUCGCCCAUGGCCAGAUUCCCAACCAGAAUCUCAACCCGAAUGACCCAAAUAAUCUCGCCGCACCCGCAGCAGCAGUGGAGAUCCGUGCGAUCCCUAUGCGGGCGGUCCUAGUACCGUUUCUCAUGGUCGCUUUCCGCACCAUCCUGCUCUUGUAUUUCUUCGGGCCGACCAAGCGGCCCUUCUUCGCUCUCAUAAUUGGGGCAUGGAUCCUUUACGAAGCAUGGGGCGCGAUCCGUCUUGUGCUCGGGAACGACAGACCUCGAGCAGGUGCCGCGGACGCCCCUGCAGCCAACCAAGCUGGUCAACCAAGGCAACAGGCCGAAGGCCAGCAGCCCGAUCGACCGCCCCGCCGUCAGCGAGGUGCGGGCGCGCCCAACGCGAACCGUAGCGCGAUGCAGUCGUUCCUCGCCGGCCUCUCGAACCUCAACCUGCGGAGAGAAGACUCGGUCAUCGACACCGGCGCGAACGCCCCUCCGCCGAGUCUCAGCCACAGGAUCAAGACCUUUGUCGUGCUCAUGCUGUUGACUGUGUACCCGGCUGUCUGGGAUCACCGUCGGGCGGCUCUGAGGCGGCGCGAGGGUCGGCUGCGGACGGAGGCGAACGCGCGGGAGGCCGCGCGAAGCGCAGAGCCCGAGCCUGGGCGCGAAGCGGAAGUGAGGGCAAGGAUCCUGGAAGAGCUGCAGGAGAGGCGGCCCGCGUGGGUGAAGGGAUAUAUCGAGAGGGUGCAGACGACAGACUGGGCCGACGAGUUGUAGACUGGCGCGAUAUAGGGGUGAAGCUGGGCGGUGGCCCGAGUGUACUGAUACUGGAUGGGAUUGUUGUACGCAUAGGCUUCGUUUAGCGAUAUAGUUAUGGACGUUUGGGUCGAUUCUACAUACUUCUGUCCUUUAUGAUGACCUCUCCUAUAUUCGUUUAGCGAUAUAGUUAUGGACGUUUGGGUCGAUUCUACAUACUUCUGAAUCUGUCCUUUAUGAUGACCUCUCCUAUAUU
Messenger RNA from Fomitopsis serialis, 1885 nucleotides. RefSeq lists its product as uncharacterized. Gene Ontology annotation, molecular function: protein binding. The record is from RefSeq and is a predicted model, not a curated record. NCBI's taxonomy places the organism in Eukaryota, Fungi, Basidiomycota, Agaricomycetes, Polyporales, Fomitopsidaceae. The transcript has 4 exons. Gene Ontology annotation, biological process: endoplasmic reticulum unfolded protein response. The coding region runs from base 106 to 1650 and encodes 514 amino acids.